CAACCAUGCAACAACCACGUCUAACCUCAUUUAUCGACGAUGUAACGUCGCAUCUCAGGAGUUGUUAUCGCAGUGUCCGAAAAAAGCCUGAAGCAACAUCAUCAUCGUCAUCAACAUCAUCGUCAUCAUCGUCAUUAAAAACGAAACGAGCAACGUGAACAAGAACAGCGAGACGGAGGAGAGGACGAGUCACGUGAUCGGGAUCGUGAAGGUAUAACCGAGAGAUGGCGCCACUGACGGAUCAAGCGAGACUGGCGUCGUACGCAAAUCGAAGGCAAAUUUUCCGAUAUGAGACCGAGUGAAUAAGAAACGAACGACGAUCUCAUCACUGUGGUUUGUUAUUUACUAACGUUGGCGGUCUAUUAAGCGCAGCUCGCGGUGCGAGUAUGUUUUGAGUAACAGCUACUACUAGUAACACAGCAUUGUAUUUACCUGGAGAGAGCUCCUUACAAGGUAAUAACCAAAAUGGCGUCCCGUGAAAACUGUGAAGGUUCUGUGAAAUCUCCUGCCACAGAUAAAAUAGAUGCAACUGAAAAUGAAUCACGAUCGAAAGAUGAUGAGAAAAAAUCAUCAGUCAACCAGCACGAUGAACCGAACAAUGACAUUACGGAUACAGAAGAAAAGAAAAGUUUAACAUUGGAUACAAGCAAUGAAUGUGCAAAGAUACAGGAAAAGGAUGCUGACAAUGUAAAGAGCGAAAGCAAACAUGAUCCAAACUCGCUGGUAACUGUUAAGAAACAAUUAGACAGUAGUGAGGCAGAUAAGAAGCAAAAGGCACAAAAUGUGGAUAAAAAGCAGGAGACAUCAAAUGCAGAUUCUCAAAAGACGAAUGAAGAGAAGGAUAUUAAAACUGAAGAUGAUAAAGAGUCUGUGGCAAAAAUAGGAUCUACCUUAAAACGAAAGCGCAAAUCUUUAAGUGUUUUGACGGCAACGGAAUCUUUUGUUGAGGAGAGCACUAGGAGCAAGAGGAAGAAAUUAAAGAACACAAGCGACCAAUUCUGUUGGCGGUGUCAUAAAGAAAACGUCGAUGCUCAUUGCACCGCUUGCCCUCGCUCAUGGCAUCGCAAAUGUAUAGGUGGCAUGCCAUCUUCCUUGGAGAAAUGGAUAUGCGGGGAAUGUGCGACCAUCUUGAAAGCCGAGAAUGCUGAGACGCGUUCCUUAGCUAUGGCACAAUUGUCCGUGGAUCAAUUAUGCAUGUUACUUAAGCACGUGGUUGAGAGAUUGCGCGAUUAUCCUGGUUCUGAACCAUUCUCCAAACCUGUGGACCUUGCAGAAGUGCCAAAUUAUCUCGACUACGUUGUCAAGCCGAUGGAUUUGAGUCUCUUGGAAUCGAAUGUGCGAUCCAAGCUUUACGGCAGCACUGACGCGUUUAUGGCCGACGCGAAAUGGAUACAACACAAUUGCAUCGUGUUCAACACAUGUGGUGGUGUUUACGCGGAUACAUUGAAGUUGACAAACGCGGCGAAGCAGAUCAUCAAAGUGGCACGUCAAGAGGUCUCGGAGAUCGAAGCCUGUCCCGAUUGUUACGCGCACGGUCGAAACUUGCCGAGGCCCCAACCGUCAUGGUUCGUCGAGCCUUGCCGUCGACCGCAUCCUCUCGUAUGGGCCAAACUAAAGGGUUUCCCGUUCUGGCCGGCAAAGGCGAUGCCGCGCGUCAAUUCUCAGGGAUUUGUAGACGUACGUUUCUUCGGAGAACAUGAUCGCGCCUGGGUGCCACCGAAGGAUCUUUAUUUAUAUUCCGAAGAGCCACCAGCGCCGUCUCCACGUAAACGAAAGUCCGACAUGGAUGAAUGCGUGCGUGAAAUCACUCGACACUGUAGAAAACUCGCGCUUAUGUACGGGCAAUUUAAGUUUGCACCACCCAAAGUACAGUACAAUCCGAACGAUCCGAUGCAGAUAAAACUAAUGCUACCGAAUUACAAUCCGCUUGAACCCAACAAUUAUUUUUCCAAUUCCGAACUCUCCGUGACUCCGAAGAAAAAGACGCCUUUGAGAAAACGAAAUCUCUCGAUUAAAGGAAAAUCGCAGAAUGACGAGUCGAACGAUAACAGCGAAAUAAAUGCUAGUUCGAAAGAAAACGAUGAUAAAGACGAAAAGGCGAGCGAAGCUACGACACCAAAAGUACAAAAAUCAGAUAUCAUUGAUGUUAAGGAUACUCCGAACUCGCAAACGAAUUUAGAUGAUAGUAAAUCAAAAAAGAAAAUCCAAGUUGAAACAGUUGCUCAAAAUAGAAUGGUAAAAAAUGAGAAAUCGAAAAAUGCAAAGGCAUUACUAACACGAUUGAAUAAUUUGGUUACGAAUAAUGUCGCUGGAAGUAGCAAUGCGACAACUUCUAACGUUAAUAAACAUAUUUCGGAGAAAAAUAGUUCAAAAUCGAAGGACGAACCAAAAUCAUCCGAAAAUUCGCCUAAGCCUAUGACACCGCCGACCAAUGAAUUAUCCAACACAACGCGAACGCAAAAGAGAAGCCUCUUGAAAAAUAUCAUCAAUCCCAAGUUGGCGCUCUCGCAAACGGAAAACUCAUCCAAGAGCAUCGCGAAGAGCAGUAAAGUGUACAAACCGAAGACAAGAAUGGUUGACAAACUGAACGCAGAGAAAGCGUUGAAGUCUAUUUUGGCGAGCAAGGAAAACGAGAAACUGUCAUCGUCGAAUUCGCCGAGCGCGAUAAUAAACAAGGCAUCGCUAUUAAACAACAAGGAGUUGUCCGGCGUUCAAAAGAUACCCGAGAUCGACAUAACGCUAUCACCGACUUCAAUGGCGUCGAGUACAAAAGUUACUCACACUAUUUCAUCGUCAUCAUCAACAAACGUGCUCAAUCCCGUAGCAGAUAAAUCCGUUGUACUCUUUGUGGUGAAUAACGGAAAGACAGAAGGUUCAAAACAAGCCUUAUCGACAGUCGACUAUCAAGGCAACAAGGAUGUACUUUCCGUGACAAAAGAACACACCUCCUUCGUAAAGAAGGAGAGCAAAGCUAAGAAGACCUUUCCUAGCAAAUCACGUAAUCCACAAAAUACGUCUCCACGCCCAUUGUUCAAUACAGACGAGUUUUCCCCGAAUAAGCAAGAAACAUCCUCCACUUAUCAACUACCGCCUCCGCAGGCUGGACCGAUCAGCGCGCGUUUGCAUCAAAAUGCGAACGAGCUUGCGAGAAGAAUGGGCCAGCUGAUGGAAGAAGCAUAUAAGGAAGCAGCUCAAACCUAUAUUAACGGUGAGAACGGCACUGCCGAAAACUGUCAGGCGAUAUUCUUCCUGAAGAUGCAAAUGGAACACAUGAAAUGGAAGCAUCAGCAACAGCUGGCCGAAUUGAAACAUAACACUGAUCGUACCAUGUGCGAGAUGCGUGCGAGUCUAGAGGCGGAGAAGUUGCGUUUGCUCGAGGAAGCUCGCAAAGAGGCCGAAGAGGAAAAGAUUCGAUGCAUCGAAGAGACCAAGCGAAAGCAAUGGUGCACCAAAUGCGGACGGGAAGCGAGAUUUUACUGUUGCUGGAACACGGCUUAUUGCGAUUACCCAUGUCAACAGUCACAUUGGCCGAUUCACAUGCGAACGUGUUCCCAGCAGCCUACGUAUACCAACCUCGCCAAUUCGGGUGCAAAUUCGAGCGCGCAGCAGCAGCGUUUUUUACUUUUCAGAGCAGUAAGACCAUAACGCACGACCCUGCGGGCAGGGUAUAUGCUUUACCACCCAGCAAAUUGAGCGGGAUUCCGUCAUCGUGGCCUGCUUCAUCCCUUAAAAAUAAAGCUAAUCAGGAUAUACUCUAGGCAAAUCACAAUUUGUUUGUGAUCGAUAACCGAUUCGGUAAUAUAGGAUAAAGAAAGUUUUCGUUUUACAUCGCAGUUAAAUAAAUAAUGUUGCAUGCAACGUUACAAACACCAGCAAAUUUUGAUACAAAAAUUACAUUAAAACGUUUAUUCUUUAUAAUCCGAGAUUACGCAAUGGACAUAUAUGUAGUUCAUCUCUCUUCUUGAAAAAGAUAUUUUCAAUUUCUGCAAAUGUAAAUAAUUGUAAUGAUUGAUAUCGUGCAAUUUUGACAUCAUCAAUACUCUUGAUACAUUAAGUUACAAAAAAAGACUUGAAUAUAAUGUUACACAUUUCAUUAAUGUUUUGUAAUAAACUUACGCUACUUCUUUAAUUUAAUUCGUUAGUAUUAAAUAAUAUUUAAUUAGAUAGUUACUAUAGAAAAUGUAAAAGAUGUAGCGAUUACACAGAAUGAUAAUAUAAGUAAGAAAAUGUCGAGUAUCCUUUAGAAACAUAGGCUGACUUGUUGCGACAUAAGUAAUUAUACAUGUUUGAUAGUUUAAGCAUUAAUAUAUAAUAAUAAUUCAUUCAUAUUGAAAUUUAAAAACUUUAAUCAUACGAAUAGUUAUGUGUUUCACAUAACACAUUUUCGUUCCUUUGUUUUUCUACAUGUAUUCGAAACACAGAAUAAGAGAUGAAGAUUAUUUUUUCAACUUCGUAAUGCAUAAAACGCAUCUUUGUCAUGAAAUGAAUCAAUAUUCUCUCGUGUGUAUGUGUAUAAAGUAUAAUGAGCAAUUAUAAAAAAAAAAUUAUUUUGUUCGUUAACAUUGGACGCGUGUGGAUUUAUAGAUCCAAAUAAUUUCAUAAAUCUCUAUUUGAAAAUUUCUCACAACGCGUUUAUUAAUAAAAUUAUUAAGCAAAGA
This is a messenger RNA of Cataglyphis hispanica, 4658 nucleotides long. RefSeq names its product protein kinase C-binding protein 1 (gene Zmynd8). Bases 466 to 3645 code for a protein of 1059 amino acids. NCBI's taxonomy places the organism in Eukaryota, Metazoa, Arthropoda, Insecta, Hymenoptera, Formicidae. The transcript is spliced from 8 exons. Gene Ontology annotation, molecular function: protein binding. Gene Ontology annotation, biological process: regulation of DNA-templated transcription. The record is from RefSeq and is a predicted model, not a curated record.